Hyposmocoma kahamanoa is the source of this 1399-nucleotide messenger RNA. RefSeq names its product ascorbate transporter, chloroplastic-like. The transcript has 7 exons. The record is from RefSeq and is a predicted model, not a curated record. The coding region runs from base 95 to 1399 and encodes 434 amino acids. Gene Ontology annotation, molecular function: transmembrane transporter activity. Lineage: Eukaryota; Metazoa; Arthropoda; Insecta; Lepidoptera; Cosmopterigidae. Gene Ontology annotation, biological process: monoatomic anion transport; transmembrane transport. Gene Ontology annotation, cellular component: plasma membrane.
UUAGUCCCAAUUUGCUACGACAUUUUCGUUUACUUAUAUGUGAAUAAGGUUCAAAGAGAGUGCUCAUUGAUUUAAUUUAGUGCUGAAAAUAGUAAUGAUGGACAAAAUUAAAAAGAACUCGUAUGAGACAGUUGCAAGUGAUGAAGAUAAAAAAGCUGAUCUUAUCCCAUUAAAAUAUGGCUAUGGCAUACGCCAUAUACAGGUACUGCUCAUCUUCUGCAGUCUGUGUGUCAACUUCAUUGCUCGGGCUCAUCUCAGUGUUACCAUAGUCGCUAUGACCGAUAUCCCUAAAAAAAACAAUAACAUCGUAUUUAAUACCACUAUUCGUGAAAACUUUAGAACUUUUAGUGAAUUUGGCUUAAAAAAUGCCAGUGAUAAUAGUCAAAUUACAGACGUUAAAAAUGAUACAAUACUAGAUUUAUAUAAAGCCAAUUCUAAUGGAUUGGUAACAGAAACAGACGCUCUAGAUGCUGUGAAUAAACUUAAUAAGUCCAAUGAUGAUAUUAUAUUAGAGUUAACAAAUGUGAACAGCACAUUAAAUGAAGAAAUGCACAAUGAUGCAAACCUCAAUCUCAGUAUUUGGAAUAUUUACAGGAAAUAUUCAUGGUCAAAAGCAAUUCAAGAGAUGGUAUUAGGCUCCUUUUUUCUUGGCUACAUGAUAAUGAUGUCACCGAUGGGUCUCAUCUGCCAGCGCUGGGGAGGCAAGUUACCACUGCAAAUUGGUCUAACUGUCAGUGGUGUUAUUGCUUUCUUAACUCCGUGGUUGGCUGCUUGGGGCGGUUGGAAAGCUGUGUGCGCAUCUCGAAUAGCCACGGGAUUGGCUCAAGCAGGCACUUAUCCCGGGACUAACACGCUCGUUGCAAAGUGGGUACCAUUGAGUGAAAGAGGAAGACUUGGGACUUAUGUUUAUAUCGGAUCCAUGAUUGGAGCAGUUCUAGCGUUUCAAUUAGGUGGUUUCCUAGCUGAGUCUCCACUAGACUGGCCGUCAACGUUCUGGGUCACAGGCGGCCUUUGCAUUACAAUGGCUAUCCUAAUGACUGUCUUCGGAGCUGCGUCGCCACAACAGCACAAAUCUAUUACAGAUCUAGAAAGAAAUUUCAUAUUAGGUCGAGUGUGUACUGGUAUUGAAAAGGAUAUAACUCGCUGGAGUAUAGUUUCCCACGAUUUGCAUAAUGAGUUGUGUCGACUCUUUGCCCCCGUCAACUACCACCGCAUUAGAAGACACCAGUUGAUGGCCACCGCAUGGAGCCGAACCGUAGCGCGCGCUAAAUCACCCAUACCGCGCUCCCUGUGCGCGCUCAACUCUCUCCUCGCCACCAACCCUGAAUGCGACUUGCUUGCGGACGGAUGGUCACUGUUAUUGUUAAGAUGCCUAUGCUAUUGUGAAGGCGAUGCUUGA